Messenger RNA from Ceratitis capitata (Mediterranean fruit fly), 1814 nucleotides. RefSeq names its product glutactin. The record is from RefSeq and is a predicted model, not a curated record. The transcript has 7 exons. The coding region runs from base 24 to 1715 and encodes 563 amino acids. Lineage: Eukaryota; Metazoa; Arthropoda; Insecta; Diptera; Tephritidae.
UGAAGUCAAUCAGUUGUUUAUUGAUGAUCGCCGGAGUCGGUAUGGCUGCUUAUAUUGCAUUGUUGGGCAUACUUUGCCUUGUGCAUUUUCCUGUCGGUCGGGCUUAUGGCCCAAAGAAUGUAGUGCCUUCAGAUGUUAGAGUCAGUUUGGCGGGUCAGGGCGUGGUGAUUGGUAAUACAAAUACGACAUUAUGGACGGGUCAAACUUAUAUGCAGUUCCGUGGUAUUCCUUAUGCUGAGUCGCCGAGUGGAGAGCUGCGUUUUAAGCCACCGAUACCAAGAAAAUCCUGGUCGGCGCCGCUUCAAGCCACCGACUAUGGCCGAAUUUGCCCACAAUUAUUCACAUACAAUCGUUUGUCGCCGGAUAAACUCAGAGGUGAUCUUGAAGACUGUCUCACUUUGAACAUUUUCACCAAAAAGCUAAGCGGCAAGCAACCUGUGAUGUUCUAUAUCCAUGGCGGCAGCUUGCAGGUCGGUUUCGCUAGUGAUCACAAAGCUGGUUAUUUGCUUGAGGAGGAUGUCGUAUUGGUGGUGAUACAAUACCGUCUGGGUAUACUCGGCUUUUCGGGCACAAAUACACCAGAAAUGUCCGGCAACUUUGGACUCUUAGAUACGCUACUGGCUUUGCAAUGGGUGCAUGAGCAUAUCGCUGCUUUUGGUGGUGAUAAGUCGGAGAUAACUGUGUUCGGCGAAAGCUCGGGUGCUGAACUAACUGGGGCAUUACUAAUCAGUCCUAAAACACCACCAGCUGCCAUUAAACGUGCCAUCAUACAAUCUGGUUCUAUAGUGGAUAAAGGUGCUGUAAAUCUGGAACCACUGGCGCAGGUGGAACGCGUGUGUCGCGCUUUAAAGUGUACGCACUGUGAGGAUAUUGCCAAAAUGGAGAACUGUUUGAAGGGCGCAUCUGUAUUGGACUUACUCAAGGCAGCGGAGACUGAACGCUAUGGCAUGGUUAUUGGCGAUUACUAUGGCGCAUUGCCUGAGCAUCCGGCCAAGCUCAUGGACAGGGCAGAGAUUAGCACUCCUAUAAUGACCGGUUUUACAAAACACGAUGGUGUGAUAGCAUUGGCCAUACUCUACGAGGACUUCAAAGCCACACAUCCCAACAUGAACGCCGUUACCGUUGCCGAAUUCGCCACUGCCAUCAUGAGUUGGCUGAACGAUACCACCGGAUUGACGAACAAUGCAAUGGAGCGACUAUUAUUUCCAGCAGAACUUUGGCAUAGUUUCGACCACAGACGAGCUUUGCCUGCCUACUUUGAUCUCGUCAACAUACUCUUCUUCAAAUCGCCAAUGCUGGGCUUCACAAACAGACUCUUUGACAAAGCCAGCCAUCCGCCCAUCUACUUUUACACAUUUGACUACGCAGGCGAGAAGACCAAUUACGGGUUUGAUUCGGGCAAUGCUCAAUAUCCUUUUAACGGCGGCGUUCAUCACACUGACGAGCUGAUUUAUCUUUUCGCCAUGAAGCCGCCAUUAAAUACCAAAGACACUGAGGUGGCGAAAAAGAUGGUGUACUUGUGGACGUCCUUUGCAAGGACUGGUGUGCCGCAGGUCUCUGGUGGACCGGUAAUAUCACCGAUGGGCUGUGUUAGGGGUCCUUAUUUUCACAUCGACGAGACCAUACGCACUGAUGGCGAUAUCUUGAAGGAAUUCACAGCGACCAUAGAUGAUCCGAAUAAGAAAAAGUUUGAUCGCCCCAAAAAGAGCUGGUAAAGAGCUUACUCAGAACUCUCCAGGGAUGGCAGAAAACCAUGGAAUUUCCUCUUAACUAAAAAUAAAUCUUUUUCUUUUUUGUCUGCUGCAUUAUUUAAA